AUUAAAAAAACCCUUAUUACUUAAAAAUGGUAACCUUGGGACAAUAACUCUUUUAAUAUUACAAUCAUUUGUAACGAAUUAAAAAAUGGCGAGUUGCUGCACGUGCACCGGCACUGGAGGCAGCACAGGCUCUCCCGGCAAAUCUUCCCUACCCCUAAUAUGUCUCGUGCCACGUGGCCCUGAAAAGGACACAGCUCGGCUACCACCAGCCCGAGCAAUGGGAGGGGCGUCCAGUACAGCUAAGAGCGAUUUCCAACUCCUCGAUGAAGACUACAUUAAAAAGAACUUCAAAUUACCGCAACGAGCCCUUUAUCUUGAUCCGUUCAGGCGACCUCUCAUCACUUUUCCCAUGACCCAAGAAGAUGUAAAGCACUUCAAUUUAGCCCGCAAAUAUAAGAUUAACCAGCAAAUUCUUGAUGGCUUCCUCGACCCUAGUGAAGCAAUAUCUGCACCUAGUGUGUUUCCAUACGCAAAAACCGAAUCUGAAAAACGUAAAGAAGCUGAAGAAGACGAGGAGAUUAUUUACAUUUUACAAUUACCAGACUGGGAAUAUAAGUGCCCUGUCCACAAUCAAACUGUUCGGACUCCAAGAUUUAUUUGGCAUUCGUGUAAGAAAACCGAUAAGACUAAAGGUGGCGAAUUAAAACAAGGAAAAGGACCAUUAAACAAACCAAAACCUUGGCUCCUGAGUAGACAUACGGACUUUGAUUUAUUGUCCCAAUGGUAGCAGAAAAAUAAACAUAAAAAAAUUAAAAUUACAUAUUACCUGGUAGGUACCGGGUAGGUUCGUGUUAUUCGCUGAUGUAACAAAUUACAUACAAUAAUGUUUUAAUUUAUAUUUACAUCGAAAAAAAUAUACCUGGUUUCAAUUUGAAUUCAAUUCUUCACAUUCCUUUGUAAUUUCCUUUAUAUAAUUUUCAAAUAAAAUAGUUUCUGACAAAAUAUUACAUAU
Messenger RNA from Vanessa atalanta (red admiral), 952 nucleotides. RefSeq lists its product as uncharacterized. The transcript has 5 exons. Lineage: Eukaryota; Metazoa; Arthropoda; Insecta; Lepidoptera; Nymphalidae. Bases 86 to 727 code for a protein of 213 amino acids. The record is from RefSeq and is a predicted model, not a curated record.